CGGGUAGCCUGUAGAACGCGCGCGCGUGUAUAAUAUACAGUUUUGCGCGCGAGAUAUUCUGUAAGCUCGACCUGUUUGUCAGCUAAGCUACGGAAGGGUUAUGGCGCUACAAAUAACUAAUAAUUGUCCUUAAAAAUUCGGCGGUGCCUCAGAAGUAAACGUUAUAAACAAAAAGGAAGGCUGUUCUUUAGAGAUAUAGUGUUUAAAAGUUAGUUCGUUUUACUGAGCCACUUGUCUGAGGUAAGUUGUAAUUCAGAGCUAAAUGCUAACUCUGUAUUCAGCGAGGCUGCGGUUCUGCUCAACUAGCAGCUUGAGCCUGACUUUCCCCGGGUGAAGCGCAGUGCUGUGCGGAUCUGUGCACGAUGAACUGUGAGCUGUUGGCCACAUGCAGUGCUCUCGGGUAUUUGGAGGGGGAUAAAUACCACAAAGAGCCUGACUGCUUGGAGAGUGUAAAAGACCUGAUUCGCUACCUGAGGCAUGAGGAUGAGACAAGGGACGUCAGACAGCAGCUGGGAGCUGGCCAGAUCCUCCAGAAUGACCUUUUACCUAUCAUAACACAGCAUGGACAGGACAAGCCUCUGUUUGAUGCCUGCAUCAGGCUCAUGGUGAACUUGACCCAGCCUGCACUUCUCUGCUUUGGAAAAAUCCCAAGUGACGCCACAUUCCGACACCAUUUCCUUCAAGUGGUGACUUAUCUACAAGGAUAUAAGGAGGCGUUUGCCAAUGAGAAAGUGUUUACAGUCCUGAGUGAGACGCUGUAUAAUCUGCUGCAGCUGGAUUGGGAACAGAGACAGGAGGAAGAUAACUUGCUGAUUGAGAGAAUUUUGCUGCUUAUCAGGAAUGUGCUGCAUGUCCCUGCUGACCCCACUGAGGAAAAGAAUGUGGAUGAUGAUGCCAGUGUACAUGACAAGCUGCUGUGGGCGAUCCAUAUGAGCGGGAUGGAUGACCUGCUGAAGUUCCUGGCCAGUGCACAAAGUGAACAGCUGUGGAGCAUGCAUGUGCUGGAGAUCAUCUCGCUCAUGUUUAGAGAUCAGACUCCUGAGCUGCUGGUGAGUGCAGGACAGAGCCGCUCCACACAGGAGAAACAGAAAGACACACAAGAGCUAGAAGUUCUCAGACAGAAAGAGCAGGCAGAGAAACGGACCCGCACGCUACAGAGAGGAACCAGGCACUCACGUUUUCGAGGCUCAUAUGUAGUCCAGGGAUUAAAGUCUAUUGGUGAGAAGGAUGUCAUUUUCCACCAAGGACUCCACAAUUUUAAGAACUAUUCUCAUGACUCUGGGAAGGCUGUGAGGCGUGUGCCCAAGCGUAAACAGACGGCUCGAGACACUGAGACCCAGCGCCGCUCUGUCCUGAACGUGCGGAUCUUCCUGCGCGAAUUCUGCAUAGACUUUCUGGAGAACUGCUACAAUAGACUUAUGUACCUUGUCAAGGAGUCAUUAAUUCGUGAACAGGGCCAGCAGCAUGAUGAGACUUAUUACCUGUGGAGUCUGAACUUCUUCAUGGCCUUUAACCGCGGCAAUGGCUGCAGGCCUGAGCUGGUCUCUGAGACACUCUCCAUCCGUACUUUCCACUUCAUAGAGAAGAACAUCACCAACUACUAUGAGAUGAUGCUCACUGACCGCAAAGAGGCUACAUCAUGGUCUCGCAGGAUGCAUUUGGCUUUGAAGGCCUAUCAAGAACUCUUGAUGACUUUAAAUGAAAUGGAUCGCUCUAAAGAUGAGAACAUCCGCCAGAGUGCAAAUGUUAUAAAGAGUAAUAUCUUCUAUCUGAUGGAGUUCAGGGAGAUUUUCCUCACCCUCUUGCGGAAAUUUGAUGAGAGAAUGCAGCCACGCUCCUUUCUGCGUGAUCUGGUAGAAUCCACGCAUCUGUUUUUGCGAAUGCUCGAACGUUUCUGCAAGGGCCGAAACAAUCUGCUUGUGCAGAAAAAGAAGACAAAAAGGAAAAAGAAGAAAAAGAAUUUAACUGAACAUGUAGAGAAUACUCCAGAAGCACUGGAGGAAACAUGGCAAAUCGUGUCUCAGGAGCUCAGGGCCUCUGGCUUUCAGUUAUCAGAAGCUCUGCGAGAAGGUGCUGUGCCCUUUGAUGCUACUUCUGAGGUUCCUGUUACUGAGCAGCGGACUGAAGCCAUGAUUCGUAUUCAAGAUGCUUUGCUCGCCCGCACUGGGCCAGAAGCACUCGGGUUACUACGGGCUGCACGUGAGGUGUGGCCAGAGGGAGACGUGUUUGGUUCUGCUGAGGUAGAACCUGAAGAAGAGCUUGAUCUUCUGAAGCAGAUUCUCUUCGCUGAACUUCCCAGACCAGCUCAGGCAGAGCCUGCAAUGGACGAGGAUGAUGAAGGGGCAGAACUAGAUGAGGAAGAAGAACUGGAGACUGUGCGCGUAUCUGAAACGGAGUUCAGCUUUUUGGAUUUUAUCAAGAGGUUUGCAAGCCCAAACGUUGUUCAGCCAUAUUUGGUGUUGCUGCGCUCCUACUCAAAAAACACACCACAUACCAACCACUGCAUUGCCCGCAUGCUUUACCGUAUUGCUGUGGACCUGAAGAUGGAUGCUUUGCUUUUCCAGCUUUCUGUCUUCCACCUCUUCAAUAAAAUCUUCACUGACCCUGCUGCCUCAGCCUAUAAGGAGCUGGUUACGUUUGCCAAGUAUGUUGUGAACCGGUUCUUCUCUCUCACUGCCCAGAAUAGCAAAGCCUUCAUCGAGCUACUUUUCUGGAAGAAUGUUGGCACUGUGAGACAGAUGACUGAGGGCUACAGUGCAGAUGAUGAUGGUGCUCAGAAAAAAGCCAAAUGGACAGCAGAGGAUGAAGAGGAGCUUCGACGGGUAUAUGAAGAAUAUAAGGAUUCUGGAGUUCCUGACAUUGUGGAGACCCUUCUGCCAUUGCUCAGCACAGACCGCACCAGACGACAGGUUGUGAUCCAAAUGGUGUCUAUGGGUUUGGUGGACAGCGUAAAGGACCUGAAGAAAGACAGAAAAGGUACUCGUAUUGUGCUCUGGACUGAGGAGCAGGAACAGGAGCUGCAGAUGCUCUUUGAGGAAUACAAGGAUUCUGAUGAUGUGCUGGGAAAUAUACUGAAGCGCCUGACUGCUAAACGCUCAAGAGCACGAGUCAUGGAUAAAAUCAUCAGCAUGGGCCUGGUUUCUGAGCGCAAAGAUCUAUAUAAGAAACGACAACGUGGUGCUGCUGGGAAAAGCCGGGGAAUGACUGAGGAGGACUUUUUUGCUGACCUGAGUGGAGAACCCAGAGAUGAUAUGAUUCACAUGGAUGAGGAAGAAAAUGAAGAAUUGGAGGAAGAAGAUGAUGAUGAUGAUGAAGAAGAAGAAAAAGAAGAGAUUAGACCUGUCCGAGAAAGGAAAGUCAACAGGCGAGAGAGUGUUUUGGAAAAAAACCUCAGUGUGGGAUCUAUGGCUCAGAGCUUACGGGGAGAAGGCAUGUCAGGGCCGAUCUUGUGGCUUCAGAACUGCCUGAACAGAGCAGCAGAUGAUCGGGAAGAAGAUGGUGUUUCUCACCCUGUGGCACUGGUUCCUCUGACAGAGGAGAACGAAGAUGCCAUGGAGAACAAAAAAUUUCAAAGGCUUCUUCGCAAAGUUGGCAUCCGUGCACCAGCUGAUGAACAGGAGUCUUUCUGGAGGAUCCCUGCAACUAUGAGCAUCUAUCAGCUACGGUCAAUUGCGGCAUCUUUAGACCAGGCAGAGGAAAGCGAGGUCACAGUUCAAGAGGAAACUGAUGCAGGGAUGACAGUGAAUCCUGAAUUGGCACAGAACAACGAGGAAGGCCAUGACUUACAGGAGCUCAGAGCUCAGGCGCUUCGAGCCCUGCUGCUGGCUCGCCAGAGGAAGCAUUCCUCUGAAGACACAAAAAAAGAUUCUUUUGAUGUGGAGGCCACUUCUGAAAGUGGAGCACAAAGUGCUGCUGCUGUUGAAGGUAAAACAUCAGGGAAGAGGAGUCGUGUGUUGGACAGUGAUGAUGAUGAUGAGGAUGAGACAGGUGAGGCCUCUCCUUCUAGAAUGAACGUUGAAACUGAGGGAGGCAAUCAGUCAGACGAGGAAACUCGCUCUGCUCCUGCUAAGCGAAGGCGCCACAGGGUGCUGAGUGAUGACGAGGAAGACGACUAGAAGCUUUGAAUUUGGACCAGCCAGCCACCCCCCAAGCACUCCCACCACCAACUGCAGAAACACACACAAACACCAACCCCAACAAAAUCAGUGACUCCAUUCAACCAGUUCACAUUACAGUCCACUUUUGCACACGUUUGAACAAUUUAAAACUUUUGUUUGUUUGAGCUACUUUGGGUUUUAUGUCUGGAGUAAAGCAAAAGUGUGGGCCUGAUGCUGCAGAUGUAAACAGCUUGGUAAUCUUCACGUAAAUCAGAUUUAGAUAUUGCUUCUUGAAAGGAAGACGUGGUCUGAAGGAAACAUCUAAAUAUAAGGACUGUUUUCUUUGCUGAGAAUAUCCACAAGCUGUUUGGAGGUGCAGUUUUUGUACAUAUAAAAUUGUUUCUAGAACGAUAAUAAUUUAGAAUUGGGAUUCUUGAUGGUGUCUUAAUUUCAGACUUUGGAAAUGUUGGUGGCCACAUUUGAGCUCCACCCUCUAGCCUCAACAGAACCAUGCAGCUCUGCCCCAGAACACAUUCAACGCAUUCACAUGCACAUGUACUAUCUGGACUUCAGCAAGUGUAAAGGUUUAAUACAUUCAUGUCAUACAAUUAGCACUAUUCUACAUCUCUACAUUUUUCCUUGACUUGAUUUCAUAUCCUUGUUUUGCCUCAAGAAUUACCACUCUGGGCAGCAGAAUCUUUGUUGCAAUAAAUAAUUGUCCCUGGUUUGGUGCUGGUUAUAAAAAUGGUUAGUGUUGGAGAUCUUAUCUUUAGUGCUUUUGUUUUCAGAUUGUGUUCUGUCACUGUGGGAUAGAUUAUGCUACGGUCUGCAUCUGUUGAAUAAAGUUUGAUUAAAUAAAUAUAAUUUACAAAUUG
Messenger RNA from Pangasianodon hypophthalmus (striped catfish), 4972 nucleotides. RefSeq names its product timeless circadian clock (gene timeless). NCBI's taxonomy places the organism in Eukaryota, Metazoa, Chordata, Actinopteri, Siluriformes, Pangasiidae. Gene Ontology annotation, biological process: DNA repair; DNA replication checkpoint signaling; replication fork arrest. The coding region runs from base 363 to 4115 and encodes 1250 amino acids. The record is from RefSeq and is a predicted model, not a curated record. Gene Ontology annotation, cellular component: replication fork protection complex. Gene Ontology annotation, molecular function: DNA binding. The transcript has 30 exons.